CUCACACAGAAGAAGAAAGGUGAAAAGUCAUGGCGCCUGACAGUUUGUAAUGAGCCAACAAAAACAGACUUACGUACGAAAUACAUCGUUUAAAACUAGUCCCUGAGGAAUAUAUAUUUAAAAAAACCUGACGACAAAAUGCAGAUAACUUUGAAAACCUUACAACAGCAGACGUUCAAAAUCGACAUCGACGAAGAGGAGACGGUGAAGACAUUAAAAGAAAAAAUUGAACAAGAGAAAGGAAAGGACAGCUUUUCAGUUGCUGGGCUCAAACUGAUCUAUGCUGGUAAAGUCCUCAGCGAUGACACGCCUCUCAAAGAAUACAAAAUCAAUGAGAAGAACUUUGUGGUCGUCAUGGUGACGAAGGCUAAAACGGCUUCGGCCGCCCCGCAGCCGCCCCCCGCCGCUCCGGCUCCCAGCACUGCAGCGGCUCCCGCCUCGUCCUCCACUUCUGACAGCACAUCAGAGCGAGCGUCUGCAGACGACAAGCCGGAGGAGAGGCGGGCAUCGACCGCCGAACCAGCGUCCCCCUCCGUCGGAAGCUCCGAGGUGUCAACAAACACAAACCUGAUUGAAGAGGCUGUCUCAAAUCUUGUGACGGGCACGUCGUACGAUGCCAUGGUGAACGAAAUGAUGCUCAUGGGCUACGAGAGGGAGCAGGUGGUAGCAGCUUUGAGAGCGAGCUUCAACAACCCUGACAGAGCUGUGGAGUACCUGCUCACAGGUAUUCCAGGCAGAGAUUCAGGCCUUGCUGCCGGACCACAGGCAGUGGUGCCUCCGGUGAGUCUCCAGUCUGCACCCAUAGGUGGUAUCCGUCUUCCUGCCAACAUCAGCUCUUCCCCGAGUGCUGGGGGAGGCAACCCCCUCAGUUUCCUAAGAAACCAGCCACAGUUCCACGUGAUGCGCCUGCUGAUCCAGCAGAAUGCCGCCCUGCUUCCGGCCCUGCUGCAGGAGAUCGGCAGGGAAAACCCGGAGCUGCUGCAGGCGAUUAGCAGCCACCAGGAGCAGUUCAUCCAGAUGCUGAAUGAACCCAAUCCAGAGGCCGUGCCGGCAGGUGGCGGAGGCAGAGUGGGGGGAGUCGGAGGGGUAGCAGGCGACACACCCGGCGGGAGUCACAUGAGCUACAUCCAGGUCACGCCACAGGAGAAGGAGGCCAUUGAGAGGCUAAAAGCUUUAGGAUUCCCAGAGGGCCUUGUCAUCCAAGCCUACUUUGCGUGUGAGAAGAACGAGAACUUGGCCGCCAACUUCCUUUUACAACAGAACUUUGAUGAUGAUUAAGUUCUCUUUUUGCCUUCCUCUACUGUUUGAUUUGCUAAAUAUGUGUACAAGAAGCCUACAUUUCCAAAAGAAGAAACAACAGAUUUAUUCACUACUUCUAUGUUGACCUUUCUUAACACUGGAUGAUUAUCAGCUCACAUCAGUUCACAAUUUAAGUACUAUAACUUUGCAUCAGAAAUUACCUGUGUGCUUUUGAUUUUCUUAAAUUUUAGUUGAUCAAUAUGGUUUGCAGUAUGUCACAUUCUAAGUGAGGUUUGUUCAGGAUGGAUCUGACAGUAUUCAUGCACUCUUGCUCUUUUUUUUUUUAAAGUAUCGCAGAUUUGAAAAAAUAAAAGUUGUGCACAAUGUU
This is a messenger RNA of Pungitius pungitius (ninespine stickleback), 1627 nucleotides long. RefSeq names its product RAD23 homolog B, nucleotide excision repair protein (gene rad23b). Gene Ontology annotation, biological process: proteasome-mediated ubiquitin-dependent protein catabolic process; nucleotide-excision repair. Gene Ontology annotation, molecular function: damaged DNA binding; polyubiquitin modification-dependent protein binding; proteasome binding. The record is from RefSeq and is a predicted model, not a curated record. The coding region runs from base 139 to 1278 and encodes 379 amino acids. The transcript has 10 exons. NCBI's taxonomy places the organism in Eukaryota, Metazoa, Chordata, Actinopteri, Perciformes, Gasterosteidae. Gene Ontology annotation, cellular component: nucleoplasm; cytosol.